UCCAGGCUCAGGUAGCUAAGGUUUGUUGGCCGUCAGCUUUGUUCAAAACAAUCUUUUAACGAGUAAGGUACUACUGUGCAGGUAGCUCAAGGUGCUCUACCCGCAAGCACAUGGAGUACUUCUUAAUUACAUUUGUUACUAUCCUACAGAUUUUAACCUUCUCAUCGGCGAAUAGAGUUGACUUUUAUCAGAGGCCGACAGGGAGAAAUUGGGAUGAUUGGACAAUAUCAUGGCAAGUGACACCUUAUGGGUGGAAAAGGUCAACAGAUUUCCGUAAUGAGAAGCCACAGUACACAACUUGUGUUAUCAGGGGAAAACAACCAAAUAGUUGGCUUAAAAGUAACCCCAUCAUAGUCCCAAGUAUAGUAAAAAAGGUUGGUAUUACCGUUACAUUCAGAACAAGAGACUGUAAAAAACUUGGUGGAGAUAAUUUUUGCACAGACUACCUCGACUUUUAUCUGCAUCAAAGCGGGAAUCCGACAGUACCUGACCCUUUACAAAACAACGCCUCUUAUGAAAAGAUUGCUGAAAUACACAAUGCAGCUGCAACGAUCUUUGGUAACCAUCCCACAACUACAAAAACGUUUGAUGUCGACGUUAAAGGAAAUUACAUCGUUCUGGCUCUUCAUGACCAAGGUUCAUGCAGCGUCAUCUACUCUGUCACUGUCAGUUAUUAUGUCUGCCCAGAAUUUACUGUCGCUAGUGGCUUGGUGUCACUACCACGCUCCUGGGCUCCAGCCAACAAGUCGGUGCCAAUUCAAGGCAGUUGUGUUUCAAACGCCGUCUACAAGCAAGGUAUUCUUACUAUGGACUGCCAAAGUGAUGGCGUUUGGAACAUUAGUUCUCUCAAUGGAAGAUGUAUUUGCAGAGAGGACAGUGGGAAAAGCGGAGGAGAAUGCAAAGAUUGUGAAAAGAACAAAUACAAUGACCAGAAUGGCUUUAACUGCACAGUCAUACCAUCAGCCCCGGGAAUUGUCCAAGUUAUCGUCGUUAACCAAAGCGCGUUGGAGUUAAAAUGGCAGCCCCCUGCAUUAACCGGUGACCAGACCGAGGUUUUUUAUGACGUGGAAUGCCGUAAGCCGUGUGUAGGUGAAAAAAACAGCAUAUGCUUGGAUAACAAUGAAUCUUGCGGGACUGACGUCAUUUUCAAACCGAAAAAUGAUGGCUUGAACACCACAUGCGUUACCAUAGGAAAUCUAUCUUCAUUUGUAAACUACACCAUGAAGAUCUACGCCAGAAACCGAGUGAGCGAUUUGGCGAAAAGAAAACAUGGAAUUGAAGCAAACUUCGCGGCAAUAACAGUGAGGACUAAUGGACCUCAGGUAUUUGGUAGAGGUCCUACUGGUCCACUGAGACAAGGUUCGUUUGUACAGCGUUGAUAAGUCAAUCUGCGCGUAAGACUGAUAU
This is a messenger RNA of Stylophora pistillata, 1407 nucleotides long. Its product is annotated as ephrin type-A receptor 4-like. The record is from RefSeq and is a predicted model, not a curated record. Gene Ontology annotation, biological process: positive regulation of kinase activity; cell surface receptor protein tyrosine kinase signaling pathway; multicellular organism development. Lineage: Eukaryota; Metazoa; Cnidaria; Anthozoa; Scleractinia; Pocilloporidae. Gene Ontology annotation, molecular function: ATP binding; transmembrane receptor protein tyrosine kinase activity; protein binding. Gene Ontology annotation, cellular component: plasma membrane; signaling receptor complex.